GAGCGUGCGCGCGCCGGGUCAGCACCGCACAGCUCCGCCGGCACCGCGUCCGCAGGAGCCGCGCCGACACGAGGCCCCCCAGAGCCACUCGGACCAGACGCGCACCUCCAGCGACCCUGAGGACCUCACCUGCGCCGCGACGUCACCAAGACGCCGUCGCCUCUCGCCUCGGCCUGUAUCCGCAAAAGAUGGCUGCCGCCGCGCUCCUGUGGCUGGCGCUGCUGGCGCUCGCCGCCGCGCCCCUCGGCGCCCAGGGCCGCAUGCCGGGCUCGGGGCCCCUGGAGCGGCACAACAACCCCCUGAUUGACGAGGCCGGCCGAGGAGGCCAUCACAAGCACAACGCGCGGAACGCAGAAUGCGUGUUUGGCAAGCAGACUCGGGAGCUGGGCUCCACGUGGUUCGCUGACCUCGGGCCGCCCUUCGGCGUCAUGUACUGCAUCCGCUGCGAGUGCAUCCCGAUCCAGAAGAAGAGGCGCAUCGUGGCGCGCGUGCAGUGCCGCAACAUCAAGCACGAGUGCCCCGAGCCGACGUGCGACGAGCCCGUGCUGCUGCCCAACCGCUGCUGCAAGACGUGCCCCGGCGACUCGGACGCGCACAGCCCUGACGUGGUGCAGGACGUCGCGCCCACCGUGAGCGCCGAGGAGGAGGACAAGAAUUGGAAACACUUCGCGGCGCUGCUGUCGGGCCGCACCUCCCGGCUGCUGGCGCACGCCGUGCAGGGCGCCGGCGCGCAGGGGCUGGUGGCGCCGCCCCGCAACGCGGGCAACCACGUGGCCACGGCGCGCUUCACCUUCCACCGCAAGAGCCUCUACUACUCGGUGCUGACGCCGCGCCGGCCGCGCGCCAUCCAGUUCGUGGACCGCGAGGGCAGCAUCCUGGAGGAGCAGGCCAUCCCCGCGGCCGGCUCCGCCUACCAGAACGCGACGGGCAAGGUGUGCGGCGUGUGGCGCCGCCUCAGCCGCGACUACCGCCGCCUGCUCCGCGAGGAGCGCCUUCUGGUCACGCUGCUGUGGGACAACGAGGACAGCGUGACGGGCAGCGUGCAGCGCGCGCGCUCCCUCGGCUCCGAGCUGCUGUCCGCGCUGCUGCUGCCCCACGGCCACCCGCACGGCCAUGGCGAGCAGAACCCGCUGGCCGGGGCGGGCGGCACCGCCGUCGUCUCCAUCUCGUCCAGCGGGCCCGCGCCCAGCGUGCACAUCGCCCUGCUCUUCAACGGCAUCUUCAGCCCUCAGGAUGUCCUGGAUGUGCCGGUGUCCGUGCGCCUUGAGACGGCGGACGGCUCCCGGCAGGUGCUUGAGGAGACGCUGCGCGUGGCCAAGCCUGCCGCCGAGCUCAACGAGGCCGCCGUGACGGCAGCCGUGUCCGCGUCCGACCUGCGCCUGCUCACCCGCGGCAAGCUGAUCCUCACCGUGGCGUCCGCGUCCCCGCGCCGCUCGCGCGAGCUCGCCCUGUCCGGCGGCGUGCAGCCCCGCGCCGUGUGCGAGGUCUUCCAGGCGCCCCUGUCCGUCAUGGAGGCGGCCGCCGACCAGCUCGAGGACGGUGGCGCCAGCAACAGCAGCGGCCAGGGCAUGAACGCGGUCGGCACCGCCGAAGCCGGCAGCGCCCACGUGGACAGGCCGGCCGGCCAAGCCUGGCUCUACGUGGACAGGCACGGCGCUCUCGUCUACAGCGUGCAGCUGUCCCAGAUCCCCGGGGAAACCACCCUCCUGACGCUGGUGUCCGGGCGCGGGCGGCGUAGCGUGGAGCUGGAGGACCUGACGCCCUCGCUGCAUGCCUCGAACGCCGGCUGGGCCAACGGCUCCGUCAGCCGCAUCAGCCCCCGCGAGCUGGAGCAGCUCUACGCCGGCGAGCUGGCCGUCAACGUGGCCACCGGCUCCGCGGCGUCCCUCGUACGCGGCCGCCUCGUCGCCCGGCCCGUCGCCGAGGCGCGCGACUCGCCGCAGCCCAUCCUGCUCACGCCCAAGCAGGGGCCGACCGGCUCUAAUGUCAAGAUCCCCGUCAGAGGCGUCGCCGCCAACCUCACGGGCAUGGUGUGGUUCGCCAUCGACCCGGAGUGCAACCUCAACUAUGACGUGUCGCUGAGUCCUGGAGCGCCCACCGGCACGCCCACAGCGCCGCUGCAUCUGGCCCUGGAGCAGGUGCCAUUCCUGGCACCGGGCGCGCCCGUGUCGCGCCGCGUGCUGGACGAGUUCACCACGCCGCAGCACGAGGGCGGCGGCAUCCAGCUGUCGCACGCGGAGCUAUCGCGCCUGGACGCGGGCGUGUCCUACGUCGACGUGGUCCUCCCUGACGGCAGCGCCGAGCUGCGCGGUGAGCUGCGCCAGGUGAAGGUGCCCGCCUUCUGCCUGCCGCACUACUCGGACAACGACGUGCCCGCUAGCCAGCCCAGCGACAGCGAGCCCGAGACCCCGCACUGCUUCCACGAGACGCGCUUCUACGAGGACGGCGCCCAGUGGACGUCGGCGCACGACCCCUGCACCAUGUGCAGCUGCCACCGCACCCGCGUGCAGUGCGACGCCGUGGUGUGCCCGCCCCUGAGCUGCGCCACCUCGGCCAUAGCCAUGUGGUUAAUUCGGAAUGUGAAUAACCGCCUUGACUAA
Molecule: messenger RNA, 2600 nt
Organism: Frankliniella occidentalis (western flower thrips)
Lineage: Eukaryota; Metazoa; Arthropoda; Insecta; Thysanoptera; Thripidae
Gene: sog
Product: dorsal-ventral patterning protein Sog
Exons: 10
Coding region: 189-2600 (803 amino acids)
Molecular function (GO): protein binding
Source: RefSeq, a predicted model, not a curated record